AUGAAUAAGCAAAACCAUAUAAAAUUAAUGGAUGAAGAUUCAUAGAUUUAAUAAGCAAUAAAUUUAGAUUUUGAUAUAGAUUAAAAAUUGUGUUAAAAAUAAGAAAAAUUAAACUUAGAGAAUACAGUGAUAUACUUUCCUCAUAAACCUUAUGAUGUUUAAAUAAAGUAUAUGGAAAGUGUUGUCUAAAUAUUAGAUAAAAAAUUUAAUGGAUUGUAUUAUUUAUUAAUUAUGAAAAAUUAGAUUAGAAUCUCCAACAGGAACAGGUAAAACUUUAUGUUUAUUAUGUUCAUCAAUGGGUUGGUUAAAAAAGCAUAGAGAAGAAUAAUUGAAAUCGAAUAAUUCUAACAAUUUAAAAAUUAUUUAUGCUUCAAGAACACAUUCACAAUUAAAAUAAGUAGCCUAAGAAUUAAAGAGAACUGUUUAUAAGCCAAAUAUAUCGAUGAUAGGUUCAAGAGAUUAAUAUUGUCUAAAAAACUUUUAAAAUUUAAAAGGAAAUUCUUUAAUAUAAGCAUGUAGAAAAUUAGUAAAAGGAAAGAAAUGUUAAUUUUAUGACAAAGAAUUUUUACCAAUUAUAGCUGCAGCAAAUAGUAAAUUGAUCAAUACUUUAGAAGAAACUAAAUAAUUUGGAUUUAAGAAUGAAGUAUGUCCUUAUUACUUUGAAAGAGAAAGAUUAAUAAAUGCUGAUUUAAUAAUGAUACCAUACAACUAUUUAUUAGAUAAUGAAUUUUCAAAUAUUGUUGAUGUAAAAAAUUCAAUAAUUAUUUUUGAUGAAGCUCAUAAUGUUCCCUNA
Molecule: messenger RNA, 793 nt
Organism: Paramecium primaurelia
Lineage: Eukaryota; Ciliophora; Oligohymenophorea; Peniculida; Parameciidae
Source: the annotation of a GenBank genome assembly